Synchytrium microbalum is the source of this 1332-nucleotide messenger RNA. RefSeq lists its product as uncharacterized. Gene Ontology annotation, cellular component: Golgi apparatus. The record is from RefSeq and is a predicted model, not a curated record. Bases 1 to 1332 code for a protein of 443 amino acids. Gene Ontology annotation, molecular function: antiporter activity. NCBI's taxonomy places the organism in Eukaryota, Fungi, Chytridiomycota, Chytridiomycetes, Synchytriales, Synchytriaceae. The transcript is spliced from 2 exons.
AUGUCAAGAGAGGCGUCACCAACUCCACCACCAUAUACCUCAAUAGAAUCAGGCAAGCAAUACGGGCUUCCCUCGCCACUUCCAUCGCCGAAUGGUCAACAAUCUAGACGGAAUUCAGAUGAGCUGAAACGCAAGAGGCUCGAUAUAGAGCAUGGGACUGUCGACGCUCUACAGGAUGGAUCUGUUUGGGGUAAUGUAACGAGGGCUAUGGAUACUCCCGCUGGAACUAUGAUGAUUUAUUUCGUGUGUAAUCUGACGAUAACGCUGUGUAUGUAUUCGUGGCAUUGGACAUUGUUUGUGUUUUGUUGUUACGUCGAUAGAAGUCCUUCUGCAUGUGGAGAUUGUCAUUUAUCUCAUUCUCUUACUCUUGGACUGUAUCCUAACGCCCCACCCAACACAGAUUCCAAAAUCAUCAUGAAACUAUUCAGAUUCAACUUUCCCUGGAUCCUCACAUCAUCACACGCACUUGCAUCAGCUAUAGGCUCCGCAGUCCUAAUCCACGGCUUCAAAGUCCUCUCCCCAACAUCCAUAACAAACAGACGAGAAUACAUGACCUUGCUCCUCUUCUCGCUUCUCUACACUGUAAAUAUCGCCAUAUCGAACGUAUCGCUUAGCAUGGUAUCCCUGCCCUUCCACCAGAUAGUAAGGUCGACAAACCCGGCAUUCACAAUCAUCAUGGAGUAUGUAUUUAUGAGAAAGCAACAUGUGGCCAUUACAUAUAUGAGUCUGAUACCGGUUAUACUGGGGGUCGCGCUCGCCACAUAUGGCGAGUACGAGAUCAAGACGUGGAUGGGCGUCGUGCUUACCUUCCUCGGUGUGCUGCUGUCGGCGUUUAAAGGCCUCGUCACGAAUAUCCUACUGGUGGGAUCUCUCAACGUGCAGCCGAUAGAGCUCUUAUACAGGAUGUCGACGCUCGCAUUCAUGCAGUCUGUGGCAAUGGCGUACGUGUCUGGUGAAGUCGCGGGAUAUAGGAUAUAUGUGCAGACACUGCUGCAAAAGGCAACGUAUGCUGAACAGAUGGGAGGCACGUCAAAGGAAUUGUCAUUGUCGUCGCUCUAUCUCGCAUUGUUUUUCAAUGCGGUGCUGGCAUUCGUAUUGAAUAUCGCUAGCUUCUCGGCCAAUAAAAAGACAUCGGCGCUCAGUAUGACAGUUGCUGGGAAUGUCAAGCAGGUGCUGAGUGUGUUUUUGUCGGUUUGGAUUUUUGGGUAUGUGAUUACGGUGCCGAAUGGUCUAGGAAUCCUCGUAACGCUAGCUGGAGGAUUAUUAUAUAGCUCGAUAGUGCAUCUAAAAAAUAAGGGAAAGUCUACCAAGAGUCAGAUACUGAAACUCUGA